Messenger RNA from Corapipo altera (White-ruffed manakin), 1257 nucleotides. Its product is annotated as calsenilin-like. The coding region runs from base 173 to 922 and encodes 249 amino acids. NCBI's taxonomy places the organism in Eukaryota, Metazoa, Chordata, Aves, Passeriformes, Pipridae. Gene Ontology annotation, biological process: regulation of potassium ion transmembrane transport; negative regulation of transcription by RNA polymerase II. The record is from RefSeq and is a predicted model, not a curated record. Gene Ontology annotation, cellular component: voltage-gated potassium channel complex; nucleus. Gene Ontology annotation, molecular function: potassium channel regulator activity; DNA-binding transcription repressor activity, RNA polymerase II-specific; calcium ion binding. The transcript is spliced from 8 exons.
GCGCCGGGGGGGCCGGGGGGGUGGGCGAGUGCCAAGGGAGGAGGAGGAGGAGGAGGAGGAGGCAGGACAGGCGGGCACGGGCGGGCACAGCACCCGCCCUGCGCUCCCGCAGCACCCACUGCUCACACCCUGCCGGGGUCUGGGGGGACCCCCCAAGCCCCCCCCGGGGGCCAUGGGCAUCCAGAGCAUGGAGCUGUGCGCCGUGGCCGUGGUCAUCCUCCUCUUCAUCGCCGUCCUCAAGCAGUUCGGCAUCCUGGAGCCCAUCUCCAUGGAAGACAACAGCGAUGCCGACGUGGAGCUCCCGACCAUCCGGCACCAACCCGAGGGGCUGGAGCAGCUCCUGGCCCGGACCAACUUCACCAAGAUGGAGCUUCAGUCCCUCUACCGUGGCUUCAAGAACGAAUGUCCCAGCGGCCUCGUGGACGAGGAAACCUUCACACUCAUCUACUCACGGUUCUUCCCCCAGGGCGACGCCAGUUCCUACGCCCACCUCUUGUUCGACGCCUUCGACGCCGACCACAACGGGGCUCUGUGCUUCCAGGAUUUCGCCGUGGGGCUCUCGGUGCUGCUGCGGGGGACGGAGCAGCAGAAGCUGAAGUGGACGUUUGACCUCUACGAUGUGAAUAAGGACGGCUACGUCACCAAGGAGGACAUGCUGGAGAUCAUGAAGUCCAUCUAUGCCAUGAUGGGGCCCUGCACGGAGCCCACCCUGCGGGCCAGCGCCCCGGCCCAGCACAUGGAGCUGUUCUUCCAGAAGAUGGACAGGAACGGGGACGGUGUGGUGACCUUCGAGGAGUUCCUGGAGACCUGCCAGGAGACCCUGGGCCCCCCCUGGAGACAGGAGGGGACAAGGACAACGCUGCCACCAGAGCCCCCAGCACGGCACUGGCACCUGCAAGAUGGACCCAUUUCGGGGGGCUGAGCCCCCCUCGACAAGGACCCCCUGCCUUGGGUGGCAUAGGGACCUGACAUGGCACAAACAGGACCCCGACACCAGGGCCCCCCGGGGUGGGGACCCCUGGGACACAGGGACCCCCUGAGAGGGGACUCCCUGGGAUGUGGGGACCCCUCAGAGACAGGAUCCCUUGGAGAUGGCACACCCCAGGGAAGGGACCCCCUGGGACGUGGGGAGUUCUUGAGUGGGGGUCUCCAGGCAUGAAAUGGAGCCCCCAAACACCAACCAAAAGCACACAGACCCGCCUCCCCCCUCAUCACUCAGGGGACCCCCACGAGGCCACAGCCCCCCCACCAGCACGU